Geodia barretti is the source of this 651-nucleotide messenger RNA. Lineage: Eukaryota; Metazoa; Porifera; Demospongiae; Tetractinellida; Geodiidae. The record is from the annotation of a GenBank genome assembly.
UUCUUUGACGAUGAGCGGCACAAAAGGGAGUCUUCUUGAGAGAGGAACGAAGGUUGUCACGUGCUCUGUCAAAGUGUUAAGGUCAAUAAAAUCGUGGGUUUUGAAUUCCUCCCAUUCCUGAUGGAUUUCCUUGCAGCGCUGGCAUGCAAACCCACAAGUACAACAAAAGCCAACUGCCUCACGUUUUGUGCACUUGUUGCACAUUGUUUGUUCGCUGGAGCUCACUUUCUCGAGGGCAUCUUGGAUGUCGAAGAGGUAGUGAAUGUAGAAGGCUCCUUGGAGCCCCGGGACUCCACCCACUGGCAGUGGAGUGUCCUGGCGACAUUGUGGACAUGGGAGACUCUGUCUCUCUCGUCCCCCGCGUACCAGACGUUGCAGGCACUCCUCACAAUACACGUGGAAGCACUUGAGCAGCCUUGGCUGUUUGUAGGGCUCCAGACAUAUCCCACAGGUGACCUGGUCCUGGAUCUUCUGGAGAGCUUUCUCGGCAGCAGUGGAGGGUUUGGCAGCCAUGGCUCUGUCAGUAGUGCAGCAGACAAGCUAGAGAGAGGGUCUAGUGAAGACUGAGGCAAGCAAGCUCCUCAAGAAAGAAGCAAGCAAAGGCGGUGGGCUAACUCCAAGAAAUGGGUGAAACUGAGGCUGACAGGAAAC